GUGAGCUCUGAUGACACUACUGUACUCUAGCCUAGGUGAUUAGAAUGAAACCCUGUCUCAAAAAAAAACAAUGCAAAUCUGAUUGUGCCCCUCCCCUUUAAAGCACUUCUGUGGCUCCCUGUUGCCUACAGUACAAGAUCCUGGCUUAAGUGGCUCUGUGUGGCCUGGCCCCACCUCCUACAGACUUAUCUGCACUGUGCCUCUGCUGUCACCAGGGCCCCCUAGUUUCCUGAGCAGCCAUGCUGUUGAAUUACUCACUGUCUUGGUCCAGGCUUCUCCUUCUCUCCCACUUGCUUACGCUGCCUGUUGAACUCCUUUUCAUCCUUCAAUACCCAUUACAAAUUUCUUGUUCGGAGAAGCUUUCCCUGAUCAUCCUGAGGCCAUUAUUAUUAUGCUUUGAAUGUGUUUCUGUUUUAAAGCUUACAUUGUUACUUCCCAAAUACUGGCUGCUCCCAUUUUUGAGUGUUUAUUGUUUGAUAGGCACUGACCCAAGCCCCUUCCUUGCAUUAUUUCAUGUUAUUCUCACAGUAACCACAAGAGAUGCAUUUUAUUACAUCCCCACUUACAGAUGAGGACACUAAGGCUCAGAGAAAUGGUGUGACUUGCCCAAGACAUGCAGCUGAAGGGUGACAGAGCUGGCAUUUGAGCCCAGAUCUGUUUGACUCAAUUUCUCCUUCCUAAGUCUCCUGUCCCUGGACCCUGCUGUACCCCCUAGAGCCCCUUUGUCAGCCUUAAUGAAAUGUUGAACAUGGGAGGGACCAAGCAAAGGAGUGGAUGCAGCAGGGCUGCAGUUGUGUGGCCGAGGUGGGGAAAUGGAGGGAGGCUGGAGUGAGGAGGGGCUGAGUUUACUCCUGUUGAAGUGACAGGAGCCCAGCUCCCCAUGGCUGAGGGCUUCCUUUCCACCUUCCAUUUCAAGUAGCAACCUCUGGCCACCUGGGGACAGGCCCGUGGGACUCCAGGCUGAGCAGGUGGCAUGGUGACAAACACCAUGGCAACCUGCCUCCUUUCUGGAGCCGUGAGGGGAGGGAGGACCUGAGCACGCACAGGGCACACUCUGAGGCUUCUGCACAGGAUCCUGGAAAGGUGUCUCCCUUCGGGCCUGGGUGGCUUCUGCCCUCCCACAAGGGAUCCUGCCUACUCGGUCCCAUCCCAGCAGGGGAAAUGCCACUUCCACCUCUGUCCCAGAUGAAUAACUGGUUCUGGCCUCCCAGGAGACUGUCAGCUGCACCCAGGUACAAAUGCCACCCCCUCUCUCCCCCAGGCCAGGGAGGAAGGAAGAGGGAACUCAAGAGAAGGGAGGCAUGGGGUUGCCAAGCAAGGUAGUAGCAGGGACAGCUGGGACAAAACCCUCAUUGUACCAAGGCCACAUGCAGCUCCAGGGCAAACCAGGCAUCCUGCCUGCCUCCCAGGACCUAGGCCUAGAACUCCAGCUAGGCUUUUCUGGCCCCUUAGCAACAUUCACGCAAGCUGGCUUGGAAGAGAGAGGCCCAGCCUCAGUUGUGAGUCCUGCCUGUGCCGAGAAGUCCUCCUGAAGGCACAGCCUCCUCUGCACCCUCCAAAAUCCAGAAGGAAGGGAGUAAUGAUGGGAGAUUAGCCAGCGAAGGCAGGCUGACUUGGGUAGAAACUAGAGCCCAUCGCACCUGCAGUUAUGUGACCUUGGGCCCAAAUGUGAUAACAAAGUACCUGGACAGAUUUGAAGUAAUAGGCUGAGGCACAUGAAAGCACUCAGCAUGAUCACCUUGCCACAGAAAGAUUCAAUCAAUGACAGGUGGUCCUUGAAGCCCUUGGCCGCCCAUGAGGAAAGACUAUCAUCCCUUGCCCACAGCACCCAGCUAUUCCUGGUCAAGGUCCUCCUGUGCCCAGGAGGCAGGGAGCCAUUUAUGGCCAUCGUAACAAGUGUGGAGGAACAUUGUUGUUACCCACCCUCAAAUUGCCCCUACCCUGUGGCUCCUGCUCUGGAGGCCAGCCCUGGGGUUCCCAGAGGCCCUGCCUGGGUGAUUGCGGCAUGACGGGUGGGAAGCGUUGCCAAGCUGGGGCAAGCAGCUCAGGUGACGGCAUGGUGUCAGCAGCUCCUGCAGCCCAGCACCCGACACCUCUGGGCAGACAAUGCUGGCUGUGUCCAGGCCCUCCAGGGGAACAGGCCAUGUUCUGUGUAACAGCCAGGAAACAGGCCAUCUGAGCAGUGCCUUUGUCCGCUCAGGAGGCAGCCCCGCCACUGGCCAGGACGACCAGGCUGCUCCUGGGAGGCCCCGAUGUGGGAAGGGGGUGGUGCCUGGGCUGGGGACUCCGGGGUUUGAGAUCCAGCCCCUCAGCAUCUGAUGUUGACCUGGUUUGGAUGUUGGCCCUGCCACACACCUGGGAUGUGACUUAGCCAAGUCCCUUCCCUCUCUGUGGCUCAGAUUCCUCAUCUGUAAAAGGGGACUAAUCACAGCACUUCCUCAUAGGGCUAUUGGGAGGAGUCAAUGGCGUAAUGUACGUAAUGUGCUUGGCACGGGGUCCGGUGUGGAGUGGGGCUCGGUGAGCGCUUCUCUCCCAGCAUGGAGGGAGGUCCAGGGCAUGACAUCCUCAGCCAAGUCUCCUGUAAUCAGGCUGCUGUCCUCAGUCCCUGCUCUUAGUGUGGAAAGAAUGAACUGAGGUCUCUGGAGCUGGCACAGGACCAGCACAUUGGCUGCAAAGAGCCCGGGCCCCUCUACCUCAAACUCCGGGAGCUCUGGGGUGAUGCCCAGCUUAGCCUCCUCCCCACAACAGCCCAAAUCCAGUCAGCAUGGGGACUCUCCCCUCCUUAAGCCCCUGUAGGUCUACCCUUGGGCCCAAGCCUUCACCCAGGAGACAGGCCUAAGGACUCUUGGGCAGGAGCCAGAAGGCCCAGUCUGCCUGCCUGCUUAGCCAGAGGAACACUUCCUCCUGGAUCCACCCUCUUGGGACUCCCCCAGGGGAGGGCUUCUUCGCCCACCCACCCCAGUCCUCAUCUGCUCUGAGCCCAUGCUCUGAGUUCCUGGGAUAUGCCAAAAUCAGCAUGCGCAUUUGCACGGACGGGUGUGGGAGGGCCCAGCUGCAUGUCCUGCGGCGUGGGCAGGCUGCCUGAGCACGUUCACUGAGACAUGUGUGGCACGUCUUAGAAUGGCAGGGGCAUGGGCAUGGUACCUUUUCGUGUUUGUGUGUAUCCAUAUGUCUUUCUACACAUGUGCUGGUAUGUUGGUCUGUCUUGUCUCCCCUGUAGACGGGAAGCCCAGAACUACGCGCCAACUGGGAAGGUGAUGGUCGGCGAGACCAGCCCAUCCUAAUUUGGGGUUCCUGGUUCUGCUCCAGGAGUCCUCCAGCCUACAGCUCCCACCAAACAGGGAGGACUGGACAGCACGGGGGUGGGAGUUGGAGCAUCAGGGACCUGGGCAAGAAGCAGGCUGGCUCAUAGAGUAGAAGACUCAGUGCUGGCCGCUGCCCAGGAGACCCUGCCCCUGAAGCCCUUGUGACCUCAGGCCAGGCCUUCGCUCUUCCUGGGGCGCACUCACUCAUCUGGAGGACACUGGGUUGGACUGAUGUUUUCUCGCUGCCCCUGAGGCUCUGACAAUUGUAUUUUAAGUUGGGUGGCGGGCACCUGUGCACCAGCCCCAUUAAACUCAUUGGUGGAGGCAGCUGUGGCCUGCUAGGCCCUUGCUGGGUCUUGGGGUGUCCUGCAAAGAGUGAGAGGAGAAGCCAUGCCAGGCAGCGGCCCCAGCGAGAGAAUGACAUGGCCCGGCCCGGCCCUCUCCACGGCACCCCCAACCCGCCCUCUUUCCUCAGCCCCGGGGACACCGCCCAUCCCGCCCCUUACCCGGACCCGCAGCCUCAUGGCCAUGUCCCUGCCGGGGAGUAGACGGGCAUCUGCUGGAUCCCGCAGUGGGGGACCUUUGGGCCGCAGCGGCCUGGCAGUGUUCGCCCAGUGUCCGCAGCUGCCCUCCAGCCAGAACGAGCACCUGCCUCUUCUCCCUGCCUCCAGGCGCACCUCUCCACCCGUGAGCGUGCGGGAUGCCUACGGCGCCUCUUCCCUCAGCAGCAGCAGCAACUCGGGCUCCUGCAAGGGCAGCGACAGCAGCCCCACGCCAAGGCGCUCCAUGAAGUAUACACUGUGCAGUGACAACCAUGGCAUCAAGCCCCCCACCCCAGAGCAGUACCUGACUCCACUGCAGCAGAAGGAAGUGUGCAUCCGGCACCUGAGGGCCCGGCUGAAGGACACACAGGACCGGCUGCAGGAUCGGGACACCGAGAUCGAUGACCUGAAGACGCAGCUGUCACGCAUGCAAGAGGACUGGAUUGAGGAGGAGUGCCACCGUGUGGAGGCCCAGCUGGCCUUGAAGGAGGCCCGCAAGGAGAUCAAGCAGCUCAAGCAGGUCAUCGACACCGUCAAGAACAACCUGAUUGACAAGGACAAGGGGCUGCAGAAGUACUUCGUGGACAUCAACAUCCAGAACAAGAAGCUGGAGACGCUGCUGCACAGCAUGGAGGUGGCCCAGAACGGCAUAGCCAAGGAGGACGGCACCGGCGAGUCUGCGGGUGGGUCCCCCGCCCGCUCCCUCACCCGCAGCUCCACCUAUACCAAGCUGAGUGACCCGGCUGUCUGCGGGGACCGCCAGCCUGGGGACCCCACCAGCUCCUCCGCUGAGGAUGGGGCCGACAGUGGCUAUGUGGCAGCCGAUGACACACUGAGCAGGACGGAUGCACUGGAGGCCAGCAGCCUGCUGUCGUCGGGGGUGGACUGCGGCCCGGAGGAGGGCUCGCUGCACAACGCCUUCGGCCCGGGCCCCCGCUUCCCCGCCAGCAACACCUAUGAGAAGCUGCUGUGCGCCAUGGAGGCUGGCGUGCAGGCCAGCUGCAUGCAGGAGCGUGCCAUCCAGACAGACUUCGUGCAGUACCAGCCUGACCUGGACACCAUCCUGGAGAAAGUGACCCAGGCCCAGGUCUGUGGGACAGUCCCUGAGUCAGGGGACAGGCGCCCAGAGCCACACCCCCACCCCCCGGUGCCCAGAGACCCCAACUCAGCAGUGGUGGUGACAGUGGGUGACGAGCUGGAGGCCCCGGAGCCCAUCACCCGCGGACCCACCCCACAGCGGCCUGGUGCCAACCCCAACCCUGGGCUGUCAGUGAGCGUGGUGUGCCCCUUGGAAGAGGAGGAAGAGGCAGCCACAGCUGCAGCGGAGAAGGAGCCCAAGAGCUACUGGAGCCGCCACUACAUCGUGGAUCUGCUGGCCGUGGUGGUACCAGCCGUGCCCACGGUGGCCUGGCUUUGCCGCUCCCAGCGGCGCCAGGGCCAGCCCAUUUACAACAUCAGCUCCCUGCUGCGGGGCUGCUGCACGGUGGCCUUGCACUCCAUCCGCAGGAUCAGCUGCCGCUCGCUGAGCCAGGCAGGCCCGAGCUCAGCAGGCGGAGGCUCCCAGCUCUGAGGAGGCCCCACCCCGGGCAGCGGCUCCUACGGCCUGACCACUGAUUGUAGGGAUUCUGUUCUCCCCUCACCUAUCCCUAUGGGGCAUCAUCUUAUUUAUUUAGUUUUGGUGUGUAACUAUUUUUUUCAGGAUGCUAACAGUGUCAGGGCAGGAGUAGGGGCUGGGGAAAGGCAUUCCAAAACUUCAACAGAGAGAAGAGGGAGACCAAAGGCAGGGCCGUACAUCAACUGGACAAAUCUCAGAGAGGAGAUGAGGGUCCUCCAACCUGGCUCCUCUGUUCACCUGGCCCUUCAGACAGGGCACACCUUGCUCAGGAAGUCUCUGGCUGUAUUUAUCUGGGGAAGCUGGGCUUGUGUGGCCCACCAGAACCCCCCACCCUGUCCAGGGCCCUGCUCACUCCAUGCCUUCUCCUCCAAGCCACCCUUGCCCUCAGCCCAGGCUUCUGGGCCAGUAUUAUCUCCUCAGAUGGAGGCAGCUAUGGCCCAAAGUGCAUGUCACUGACCCCAGGACUCAGAGCAGGGUCUGGAACCCCUGGGCCUAGGCUGGAGCUCCAGCCUCCCCAGACUGCUCCCCACCUUGGGAUUCAGAAGCCCAGUCAAAGCCACAGGCUGGAGGAAAGACGGCACUGGGGCAUGAGGUGGCAGAGGGCAGUGUGGGUUCUGUGUCUCUCUGUUCGUCCCCAGUCCUCCUCGUAACCCAUUUCCUCUUGGCACUGCUCGGUGUGUCUGGUCAUUCUUCCCAUGAGACGGCUCAGCCCAGCAAGCUCAGCGCUGGGGUGGGAGCACCAGCCUGAGCCCCAGCGCACGAGGAGGAGGCAGGGGCAGGUGCCCCAAGGGCUCCAGCCUUCUGAGAUGAGGCCAUCUCCCAUCUCCUCUGCAGUCUGGGAGGCGGGGCAGGACCCAGGAAUCCUCAGCUUGUUUGAAAAGCCAGAGGCCGUGACUGCCCCUGGAGCGUGCCCCAAGUUUCUCUUGGGCCUCGGGCUCAGCUUCUGCUUUGCACUAUGUCCUCCGGGAGCCUGGUUCCCUUCCAUCCCAGGGUUACCAGCGACGUAGCUGCUUGCUUUCUGCUAUGAGGGUUCCUAAAUCUUAGGCCUAUCCGCCUCCCAGCGAGAGUAGGGAAUUCUGACAGGAGAAUCCACAGACAGGGUACUGAAGCCAUGACCUUCAUCCAGGCCAAAGCAGGGUGCCUAGGCCGUGCUUCCCAGACAGGGGCGCGGCAGGGCGGGCAGGCACCCUGCAGCCUCGCUGCUCCCGGCCCAGCGCCAGUCGGCCUGGGAAGGUUCACUGUCCCCUACUCCUUCCCUGGGACCACGUCUGAGUCCCCCAGCAAAGCUGCUGACAUUUUUAUUACCAUUAUUACUUUACAAAGUAAACUCGCUUCUUCUGCAGGGGUUACACCCAUCUGGUCAUCCCACCUACUCUUCAGAGGUUAGGCCCCCUAUUUGGGGGGGUUGGUGCGACCCUGUGUCUUAUUCAGCCCUCUGGCCUAAGGGGCACUCUGGUUCUCUGCCAAGGUUGCUUGCCCUCGCUCCGAUGCUCCAGCAGCCAUUGCCUGACUCCUGGGCUCCGCCCUUCCACUCUGUGCCCUUCACUCGAGGCCAGGGCACCUGCAUGCACUGGGAGUGGGCGCCCAGCCCAGCCAUCGGGGCAAGAGGCCCCUCUGCCACGCGCUUUGUGCCUCCAAAGCUCCCCCCGCCUCGGCCGGGGCCUCAGACCAGCUAUCCUUUGCGAAGCACCCCCGACCCCAGCCUGACCAAACCCAAAUGCCUCGGGCCUGGCUGGGGCUGCCCCCUCAGGACACUGGGCUCAUGCCACAGAGGGGGCAGUGGACAAAACAAUCCAAAGCCAAGCCGGGACUGGCCACGGACCCAGCCUCCUGUGCUGUGUACUCAUGGAGCUGCUUAGUGUCUCCUUAGAAAUAGUCAAAGCUUUGCUGAGAAAAUAAAUGUAUGAACUAUAUUUGACAACAUAAAAUCUAUAUAUUUUUCACCACUGGAAUUUAGUCAAGCUUCGUAGCCCCUCUGCUCCUGUCCGUGUCUUGCAUCUGUGGCCUUCCUAUUGUGUCUUGUGUUUUGGUGGACAUGGGCAGGGCUGGGGCCAUAGUCCAGUCUGUCCCUGCUGCUGGAGAAGCCCCCAGGGAAGAGGUGGUCUGUGGUUGGGCCCGAGACCUGUGGAGGAGGUUGGUAGGGCCGGCUGCCACCCUCUAUUCUUGCUGGCCCCAGAGCUGCCCCGGGUCACAAGGGGCCCUAGCACACAGCAUUGAGGGCCCUUUUGGGGGUUCUCUUGGGGCCUUUGAUGGGUUUUUCUUCUUAACAUUGGAGGAAGCGGCUCACCCGCCAGCCCUGGGACCGUGCUGGCCAGUGGCCCUGGCCCAGCUCUCGAGUGUGUGCGUGUGUGUGGUCAGUAUCCACAUCUAUGCAAAGGUGCAGGCUGCCUGUGCAGCUCCCGGCAGUGGAGACACAGCAGCCGGCUGGCUCAGGCUCCAAGCCCUGACUAGGCAGGUCAGAGUGGACUGGGGGGCAAGGCUGGGGCCUGGGGCCGGGGCCUCCCGUUGAGAGUGUGCAUCCUCCAAAGCUCCCCCUCUUCCUUCCUGCUUAAUACCUCCCCUUGUUGGGCUGUGACCUUUUCCUCCUGCCCUCGGCUUCUGAGCAGAAAUCUUUGGGGCCUCCCCUCUCCCUAAGCCUCUGGCCGGAGCUGCUUAGGUCCUGCGGAACAGUGUCCCCAGGAACCACCUUCGGAAACUGCUGGUCUCUUGGAGGGAGCCCAGUGGCCAGAAGCGGUUUCUCCUUAGGGCCAGAGCUCGGGUCAGAGCGGCCCUACCGCCCCUCUGGUCCAGGCUCAGGCAGGAAUUGAGAGUCUGGGCCCAAACUUCUGCACAGAGAGCUGGCCUUGAGCGGAGUUUACUACAAAUAUCUCCCAAGGGGAUAACUUAGCUUUUCACUGAAACACCCUUCCCAAUUGCCACUAGCACAGGGGUAUCUGACAGCACUUUGGGGAGGGGUGGGCAAACCGCAAGGUCUGGGGCCUCUGCCCAGUCAACUCACAACCCCUCUCUGACCUGGGGGACAAUGAAACAGGUCACAGUGCACUCACAUAUUAGGCCAUCCCCUUGACAGGGAAUUCAGGGGGGUGUGGGAAACGGGGAGGUCGGGAGGGGUCUUGACCCUUGUCUCUCCUUUGUCCUUUUGUUCAGACAGAGUUGUACCUGCUGCAGUCAGCUCUGAAUUAAAGCAUGAAAACAGA
Molecule: messenger RNA, 8659 nt
Organism: Microcebus murinus (gray mouse lemur)
Lineage: Eukaryota; Metazoa; Chordata; Mammalia; Primates; Cheirogaleidae
Source: RefSeq, a predicted model, not a curated record